UGUGCUGUAGUGUAAAGACGUUGCUGUCAUAACCGCGGCAGAUGGAGGGUGAAUUGAAACUCUUUAGAAACGGGCCGAUCAUAACUUCCAGUGUGUGCGGUAUUCAACUCAUGACAAACACAAAAGCCGUCAUUAAAAGAAAAAACCAGCCUACUGAGUGCACGUUCACGGUUUUCCCAGUUAAUAAAAUGCAUAAAACGGUGUUAACCAAGGGGGAGUGUGAGAAGUUGUUAAAAGACUGUACAGAUAAGUGCCCUUUCUGUAAGUACACCAGCAUGCCACCGCUGGUGUACUAUCACAUUAAAAAUCACAUUCAGUUGGCAGUGAUACAUCAGGGUAAGUCUUUUGUUUUUGUCACUUUAUUUAGUGAAUCUGGUUACGAAUUACACAUAAUACAAAUUCUUUUAACACUGAUUGACCUGUUGAUCCUUUCAGAUUUCACAAUCAUAAAAUGCAACUUAAACUGUCGGGCAAAAUCUCACUUUCACUGCUGCUACUGUUCAGAGACUGUAUUAAAUCGGGGACAUUUGCUGGCACACAUUGCCAGACAUUCUCCCCAGCCUCAUCCACCCAACAUAGGCUCAUCCACCCUGCAUCCUGGUGCCCUGUCACCUCAGCCGCCCGGCACUCUAACAUCUCACCUGACUGGCGCCCCGCCACCUCACUCGACUGGCGCUCAGCCUCCCAGCGCCCUCCCACCUCAGCCGCCCGGCGCCCUGCAACCUCACUCGACCGAUCCUCAGCUGCCCGCCGCCCUGCCACCUCACUCAACCGCCGCUCAGCCACCCGGCGCCCUGCCACCUUCCUCAACCGGCACCCUGCCACCUCAGUCGACCAGCGCCCUGCCACCUCAGCCACCCGGCGCCCUGCCACCUCACUUGACAAACGCUCAGCCACCCGACGCCCUGCCACCUCCAUCGACCGGCGCCCUGCCACCUCAGUCGACCAGCGCUCAGCCGUCCGGCGCCCUGCCACCUCACUCGACCAGCGCUCAGCCGCCAGGCGCCCUGCUAUCUCAGCCACCCGGUGCCCUGCCACCUCACUCGACCGGCGCUCUGCCACCUCAGCCGCCCGGCACCCUGUCACCUCAGCCAACCAGCACUCUGCCAAAACGCCCUGCAAGAAAGACUGUUACUUGCAGCCAAUGUAAUUUGACUUUGCUUGUGAAAAAUCUAAGAACUCAUAUAAGAAGGCAACACAGUGACAAAGACAAUGCAGUAACUCCUGAAAGGCACUUUCAGUGUCAGUGCAUUGAUAAUAACAUUGGCAUCUUUGCGGUUGAGAAGGCUUUCCAUGGCCAGGCAAAGCCCAUCCAUGUAGUAAAAAAUACUUUGGGCCCAAACUUUCACUCAGAGUGUGAACUUGAGCAGUGCAAUGUAAAUGCUGGACCUGACACAAAAAUAUCAGGGAUGGAGGGACACAGUUCAAGGAUCAGCAGGAAGAGGAAGCGCGAGAAGCUGAAUGGAGAAACAAAGAAGAUGAAGUGUGUCCGAAAAGUUCCACGGAGAACUUCGUGUGUGAGAGAUCCUGCACCAUUUUCCGAUGAGCUGGAGGUUGCAGAUUUACCAUAUGUUCGUGUUAGCAUGGAGGAGGCUCGACGUGGAACUCCAGAAAGUCGUCCUGUACGCGUGUAUGCAGAUGGGAUUUUUGACAUGUUUCAUUCUGGACAUGCUCGCGCUUUGAUGCAGGCCAAGUGCCUCUUCCCAAACACGCAUCUCAUCGUAGGUGUAUGCAGUGAUGAUCUGACACAUCAAUUCAAGGGCUUCACUGUCAUGAAUGAGGAUGAGCGUUAUGAUGCAGUGAGUCACUGCCGUUACGUCGAUGAAGUGGUCCGGAACGCUCCGUGGACGUUGACACCCGAAUUUCUGGCUGAACACAGAAUAGACUUUGUCGCCCAUGAUGACAUCCCAUACAUCUCAGCAGGAAGUGAUGAUGUGUACAAACAUAUAAAGGAGGCAGGCAUGUUUGCACCAACUCAGAGAACAGAGGGCAUUUCCACAUCUGACAUAAUCACACGUAUCGUGCGCGACUAUGAUGUUUAUGUGCGCCGUAACCUUCAGAGAGGCUACACUGCCAAAGAGCUGAACGUCAGCUUCAUCAAUGAGAAGAAGUACCACUUGCAGGAGCGUGUAGAUAUGGUAAAGCAGAAGGUGCGAGAUGUGGAGGAGAAGAGUAAAGAGUUUGUGCAGAAGGUGGAAGAGAAAGGCAUCGAUCUCAUACAAAAGUGGGAGGAGAAAUCCCGAGAGUUCAUCGGGAACUUUCUGGAGAUGUUUGGGCCAGAGGGGGCGCUGAAGCACAUGCUGAAGGAGGGUAAAGGACGAAUGUUGCAGGCCAUCAGUCCCAAACAAAGCCCUAGCAGCAGUCCAACACGUGAGGAACGCUCUCCAUCCCCAACCUUCCGUCUUCCCUUCUUCACCAGGACGUCCUCACCGUUCUCUUUACCUUCAGCUCAGCACAACAGCACACACUGCAUCAGCCAGGACGAGGAUGACUAGAGACACUCACAGGGAACUGGGUUUCACAUGGAUCGUGUUUUAAAGCGUGUUCAUGAAAGGAUAAAUACGGAGGUUCACAGCCAUUUCAGAAUCAGCACAAUAUAGUGACCAAUUUAAUCCACCCAUAGACUUUCUAAUAGAUUUCGAUUGUACAUCUUUGCUCUACGUACCCCCCCCCCCCCCCUUUCCUUCAGAGAGAUUUGCCACAGACCACUAAACUAAAAUGCUGUGUAUUGUUGUGUGUUAAGGGACCUUGCAUAAUUAUGCAUUUUUAGGGGUUCUAAUCAGCACACAAAUGCUUAGGAUUUCAGAGCAAAACAUAAUCUCUAUUUUAGGGUAUGCAUAAAAAUACAGCAAACCUGCAUUCAUUGUUUGGAUCUUUAAUGUGCCAAAUUUGAGACUCGUUCCAGCUUGUGGGAGAAUCCUGGGACAGACGAGUCAUCUCAGUUUCUUUAUUUGUGGCACACACAGUGUUUAUAGUUAGUAAGAGUAGCUUUUUUUUAUUUCAGUCAUGUGUUCUGUUUAUCAGUCAUUUUUGUUUUUCUGUUUCACUCUAUUCUAAACUUUAGAUGUUUUCUCUAAUAUGGGCAUCAAGUUAGUUAAAAGUCUGAUUCGAGGUAUACUAUCGGGGAGUUGUAAAGACCCCAGUAUUUCAGUCUGUGUCUGUUUGGCUAGACCUGGCACCUCCCUUUAAACCCUGUGCUGUUCUGUGGCAUGAAUCCCAGCCGUUUUGUAAAGCAUUUGACGGCUGAAUGUUUACAUUACCCAAGGCAGUAUUAAGACAAAGGAUACGAGGACAUUUGUUAGUUUACAUAAGACAGGACAAUGUUAGUAGGAUUAUACAUGUGCCAGCAAGAAAGAUAACUCAAUAGUUACAAAAUAACUUGGGGGUCGGUUUGCAUUGAAGCAUCACUAUAAAAAAAAAGUGAAGAAUGAGUGACUUAUUUAUGGCUUAAGAGUAAAAUGACUUCAAACUACAAAUGUUAUGUUUCUUGUGGUGUCAAAUAUAGACACUGUGUAUUAAAGCAUCUUUAAUUUCCAAUAAUAUAAGAAUUUUAGAAAAAGAUUAAAUACAAAAAUUAACUUGUUCCUUUUGUAUAGUCAAUUAAAUAAGAAUAAUGUACAGUAAUUUGCUUGAAGUUAUGUUUGUGUUUUUAUCUUUUUUUUUCACUAGCUCUAGCAGCUCGAUCAGUCAGUAUCCAUGUACAGUACAUACUGUAGGAGGCAGCAGAUAUAAGAAAGUCACAGACAUGCCUUUCAUAAAAUUACUGCGUGUGUUCAAAAGUGGGAUGAGGCUUCUUGAAAAUGUUCUGCACAUCUCAGGAAAGGUCCAAAAAAAUGUGUUUAUAAAUGCUAAUGUGUGGUCUGAAGAAACAUCAUCAAGAAUGUGCGGGACAUACAUUACCUCAAAUUUGCAAAUAACCUUUAGGAAAAUGAUGUAUAUUUUGCACCAUUUACAGGUUAUGAACCCCCAAACUUAAAUUUUAUUAUAAAAUCACCGUGUUGUUCUAAACCAACCAAGUCCUUUGAUUAUCUUUAAAACACAUUUUUUGAUAAAAACAGGCAGGCUUGUGACUUUCCCAUAGACUGCAGUUUGCAAUUUGCCUAACAAAGCUCAGAAAAGAAUGAAAGACAUCGCCGAAAAGGUCCAUGUGCCAUCAUAUUAUGAAGCGAUGAGAACACUUCUGUGCGCAAAGAAAACAAAACAAACGAUUUUAAUCGACAAUUUGUUUUCCUCCUUCGUCCUUCAGUGCGUGUUCACGAGCAGAUCACGGCACAUACCGCGUGACCUGCUGAUAAUGCCAAUGCCCAUUGAAACAUUUUAAACAAUACUUAAACAUUCUGUUUAUAUGCACAAAUUACUUGCAAGCGUAUUCUGUGAUGGUGAUGCACGGGCGUGUCGUCUCAUAACCCGGGUUGGGGCGGG
This is a messenger RNA of Paramisgurnus dabryanus, 4422 nucleotides long. NCBI's taxonomy places the organism in Eukaryota, Metazoa, Chordata, Actinopteri, Cypriniformes, Cobitidae. The record is from RefSeq and is a predicted model, not a curated record.